This is a messenger RNA of Erigeron canadensis, 1826 nucleotides long. Its product is annotated as transcription factor MYB3R-5-like. The record is from RefSeq and is a predicted model, not a curated record. Gene Ontology annotation, molecular function: DNA-binding transcription factor activity, RNA polymerase II-specific; RNA polymerase II cis-regulatory region sequence-specific DNA binding. The transcript is spliced from 8 exons. NCBI's taxonomy places the organism in Eukaryota, Viridiplantae, Streptophyta, Magnoliopsida, Asterales, Asteraceae. Bases 23 to 1540 code for a protein of 505 amino acids. Gene Ontology annotation, cellular component: nucleus. Gene Ontology annotation, biological process: regulation of DNA-templated transcription.
UAUAGAUAUAGAUAUAGAUGUGAUGGUUAGUUUAAAGGAGGAACUGCACACUUUUGAUUUGAGUAAAGAGGUUGGAUUCCCUUCCGGUUCGUCGAUUUCUGACAGUAGUUGCGAUGCCAACACUCCCAGAUCUCAUUGCAGCCUCGGAAGUGUUUGUCAAACUAAACGUUCAUCACAAGCAGGUUGGACAGACGAAGAGGACACUAUUUUAACUAACGUGGUCAGGAAGUACAAUGGAAGGAACUGGAAAAAAAUAGCUGAAGCAAUUCCAGGACGAUCGGAUGUUCAGUGCCUGCAUCGUUGGCAAAAAGUUCUCAAUCCUGAACUAAUUAAAGGACCUUGGACUAAAGAGGAGGAUGAUCGUAUUAAGGAGUUGGUUGAAAAGCAUGGUUGUAAGAAAUGGUCAGUUAUUGCAAGGCAUUUGGUUGGUCGAAUUGGUAAGCAAUGCCGGGAGAGGUGGCACAACCAUUUAGAUCCAGCAAUAAAGAAAGAUGCAUGGACAGAGGAGGAGGAAUCAUCACUUGCAUAUUACCAUCAGAUAUACGGAAAUAGAUGGGCUGAAAUUGCCCGAUUUCUACCAGGAAGGACUGACAAUGCAAUUAAGAAUCAUUGGAAUAGCUCAAAGAGGAAGUUGGAUCUAAACAUGCCGCCCGCUUUUUCUACUAAAACUGCAUCCCCUGAGCUUAAUUUAGCUAAAAAGAGAGACAGGGGAUGGUCAGUAGUAGAACAAAACACCUGCGAGAAAAAAUUAUUUCCCCAAACCCCUUCGGAGAAUGUUACAAAUAUUUGUUCAACAAAUUUGGGUCUUGGUAUAAGUAAAUCUGGUAUGAUCAAUGAGGAUUGUCUAGGGUUUGCUAGGUAUGCAAAAGUCCAGAAACGUGAAAUAUUGACAUCCCCAGAGGUUCACAUUAGUGUCAAGGAUCCGAAAGGCGAGACUUCUCCCGUUCAUUCAUUUUUAAGUCUAUCAAUUGGAUUUAGUAAUGAUAACUCCCAGACAACUGAGAAUCCUGUAGUUUAUGGAACACCUCCUUGUGGCUCAUUGCGUUACCAGCCACCACAGCUCAAGAAUUUUGCCUUUUCAUUAGAGGAUGGUGGAUCUCCAAGUGCCACCAAUAGUUCUAAACAACAAAAUGGCCAGCUUACUUGUUCUACUCCUCCUGAUCUUGCACUAAGCAUCAGUGUCAAUAGCAGCAGUCCGGAAUCUAUUUUAAGGAACUCGGCAUUGAGCUAUAGGAAUACUCCUUCUAUCAUAAGGAAGAGAACUCCAAGCAAGACUGUUAGUGACAACUGCUCGUGUCCUUGUACACCUGGUCAGCCACAAAUAGCUUCGCCUGAUCAUGAAUGCAGCAAGUAUUUCAAAACUAGUCAGUCUGAAAACGCAAAGCAUGGUUCAGACUCAUGGCUCCAUAGGUCUCAACCAUCUCUCGGACGGCGUUUGGACUACAUGUUUGAUGCAGAAUGGGACCCAACCAUUGUCAGAUGUUGCACCCCAGGUUCUGUUACUCCAUCUUCUAAAGCAAAUGUGAUGCUGACUCCUUGAUUUAGCUUAAUUUAUAUAGUAAAUGGCUCAGGACAAUCUGUGAUAUAUAUAUAGCAAAGAAGAUAUAUAUUGUGGUAAUGGUGGUUGUGCAAUGGAAGCUGCUAGCUUGGUAGGAAUUCAGGUGGGAAAACUGCUCGUUUUGCCUGAGACUUGGUUUAGUUUCCGUCUAUUGCAAAACUUCUUCAUAGAUUAAUAAAUGGCACCAUGCUUCUUAUGUAAAUACAUUUUUGUAGCUGGCAGACAAUUUUGUUUUGGAUUUGCAAUAAUUGAGUAUGGAUUUGUCAAA